Molecule: messenger RNA, 8948 nt
Organism: Acanthoscelides obtectus
Lineage: Eukaryota; Metazoa; Arthropoda; Insecta; Coleoptera; Chrysomelidae
Source: the annotation of a GenBank genome assembly
CAAGUGUUGAGUUCGAAUCAUACUACUAUUGAAAGAGGUACUAGAAGACUGCUUAGGAAGUUCUUCCUCAAAUUCUGAGAGGUAUGCGGCAGAGACAGGUUGAGAAAAAUUAAUUUCCAAAUUUUCUGGCUUAGGAAUAUCGAUAUAACCAUCUUUAGCAUAAUGUAUAGAUUCUGGUAAGAUAACAUGACCUUCAUGGAUGAUUUCCGGGACAACUACUUCACCAUUGUUGACGGAUACAGGAAUAGAUAACCGAUUAUUUGUACGAUAGAUUAUUUUAAAAGGAAUUUCGAUACCUAGUUUACGGACAGAAAAUAUGUGAGAUUCAUAGUCAAUGUUUGCACCCAAUUGAUCAAGUUCACCAGUUCCGAGAAGAAUAUCAAAAUCAUCAUGCCAGUCUGCAAUUCUGACUAUAAGAGGUGUAUGAAUACCUAUUUCAUUUAGUACAGGGUAAUAUAAAUUUCGAGUAUACGUUUUCGGAGUUUUCAUGGAGAUAAGAGUGAAGGGCUCAUAGAAUUCAUGUUCAGGGUCAUACAUUUUAGCAGCUCUUGGGGUAAUAACUGUAUCUGAUCCACCGGAGUCGAUCAAAAUUUUCAAAUUGGAAUGGGGUAGGUAGAAAUAGGGUAGCUUGGUGUGUUUUGAAAAGUUAUUUAAUUGGAUGGUUCGAUAUCGGGCGGUUCCUGAAUGGAAGGCCCUUGAAAAUUUUCGGAAUACGUAGGCUUGUUGGUCUUUAUAUGUGUCAUAAUAUUCGUGAUUACAACAUUCGUCAGAAUAUGUGACGGAAUUUGGGUCACACUCUACAUUAUGAUGAAAAGUACGACUAUUAUGAGUGGAGGUGGACAUCGGAGUUGGUUUCCGAGUAGUAGUCUGCGUUACUGACAUAGGACUGGGCUUGUAUUGAUUAUUCGGUACAUUAUUUGGACGAGAAGGACCGAAUACUUCUCUGUUAGUAGGAGGAUUUUGACGUUGAGGUAUGGGCCAAUUUAUAUCACCAAAUGUUCUGUUAGGUGUGAACGAUUGGAAACGGGGCUGUUGAAAAAAAUUUUGGGUACCAUUAGAUGGAUUCUGUUGAAUCGAAGACUGAAAAUUGGGUAAUGCAUUUCGAUUACUCGGUUGAGUGACAGCUACUCAUUGGGGUAGGUAGAGGAUUUCAGAUACGACAUAUAUUGCUGUUGUUGCUUAUGGUUAUCUAAAGAAAUACAUUUCUGAAGAGCUUCGUCUAACGAAGAUAAAUCGUAAUGAGAUAGGUGGUCCCAAUAUGGAUUAUUUAUACCAGUACAGAAGGUUCUAAGUGCUUGAUUUCUAAAGAAUGAAGCUUUAAACUCAACUGCCUGUGGAUUACUUUCAUGAAGUGAAACAUGCUGAAGAAUAUCAUUUAAUGGUAGUGUUACUCGGUGGUGAUAUUCAUGAUACGAUUCGGAUCGUUUUUGGACUGUGGUUGUGAGUUGGGUUAAUAAAAUUUCCUCGGUGCGAUGAUCACCAUAUUUCUGCAAUAAAAGUAGCUUUAUCUCGGCCCACUGAGUUUGAUUGUGAAGAUUUAAAAAAUCACGAGCCUCGCCUUUUACCUUAGACAAUAUAUUAGCAUUUAUGAUGUAGGUUUGGAUAGCAUCCGCACCUUGUUGAGAAAAAAAAUUUACCAAAUUAUCUACAGAGUUGAUAAAAGUAGAUAGAUUUUCACCCACUUUGUAUUCUGGCAAGGUAUUACACAGAUUAUUGAUAUCCGAAUUUGAGAGAACCAUGUUUGAGUUUUCUGUAAUAGUUUCUAAGGAAGAGGUACUUAAUUGUUCGGUAGAAAUAUUUUCGAGAGAGGGAGUAGAAUAUGGCUUAAAUCUAAACUUUUCUUUUGAAAUUCUUCGAGUACUAGGUGAAAUAACAGCUUGUAAAGAAUCCUGUGGAUACUCGGAACUCAUAGGAAAAAUGGAAUUGACUUACAUAAGGAUCAGACGAAUCAGAAGGAUUUUCAUCUCCAGUACGGUCUCCAGUUUCCUCAGGUCCGUGGUAUUUGUAGAUAACUGCCAAGUCGUUGACACGAGCCGAUGAUCCUCAGGGAUGUCGUGCAGCUAUCCUGUUCGCAGCGCCAGAUAAAUUCUCGAAGCCAGGAUUUUACUUUUUAAAAAAUAUUUAUUUGAGUACCGACCGACUAUUACAAGGAUGAGUUAUGAACUGAACUGAUUAACAAAAAAUAAAACCAAGUAAACUAAAAAUGUCUAUGUUGCAUUUCCGGUAAAGGUGAACGCCGUUCAUGUGCCGACGUAUGGUUACCGUAUCCGGUUGGAUACAUAACUCGCGAAAGAAAGUCAUCAUCAACUGAAUUUCUUUCAAAAAUGUUUAGUUUUUUCUUCUAGAUCCAAAAUUUUUUUCUCAUUGUUUGAAGUUUGCGACGCAAAAAUCCCAACAGGACGGGAUCUGUUCGCACGUCGCAACUAAACGUAAGGAUAAGCGCGAAUCAACGCAACUACUGUGCGAGCUUAUAUUGAAAAUUGAAAACAACGCCAUCGGAUCAUACGUGCGUGUUGACCCGAACAAACAUUCGCGCGUUCACGCUUCCAGUGUGAGAGCAGCCUAAGUCAUAUAUUGAUAUUUUUAUGGUGAGUGUUAUUAUCUUUAGUUAAUUAAAUUCAUGUAUAGGUGCUUUGGAUACAUAAGUUGAAAUUUGAGUUGAUGGAAAUUCAAAGAUGUCACCUGUCACAAAAUGUUGAAGAGAAUAGAAAAAAAAACUUAGGUAUUAUUGUGAUAAGUUUCAAACUUGGCGCUUAACGCAAUGGAUAACUGCGGCACAUGCGCUAGGAGGUUAAAACCCAAAUUCCACAAAACGAAUUCGACCUUAUUGUUCAAGAUGGCGGACGUUGUGGAUGAAGUGAUAAUGGACUCUGAUGAAAAUGAGGAAAUUCUUCCUAAAACCACCGAAGAAUUGGCUGAAGCAAAGAAAGAAACUGGCAAUCGUCUGUAUAAAAUAAAGAACUACAGGACUGCUCUUCAGUACUAUAAUGAAGCUGUUGAGCUGUGUCCUGAACAAGCUUCAUAUUAUGGAAACCUCACUGCCUGUCUUAUGAUGCUUGGAAGAUAUGAUGAAGCAUUGAAGAAUGCAAGAAAAAGUGUGCAAUUGGACCCAGACUUCAUCAAAGGCUACAUUAGAAUAGCCAAGUGUGGGAUAGCUCUUGGUGAUCUUGUCACAGCAAAUGCUGCCAUUGAAAAAAUUAAAGAACUUCAACAAAAUGACCAGUCAGUUAUUGCAAGUGAAGUGAGAUCUCUGGAAAAAUUGAAGCAAUUUGAAAAUGAAUAUUUGAAAGCAUAUGAGAAAGGUGAUUUUCGCAAGGUUGUGUAUUGCAUGGACCGUUGCUUAGAUGAAGCACCUACCUGCAAUCGCUAUAAGUUGAUCAAAGCUGAAUGUCUUGCCUUCCUUGGUCGUUUCCAAGAAGCCCAAGAAAUGGCAAACAACAUUCUACGUAUGAAUAAAAGUGAUGCAGAAGCCAUCUAUGUCAGAGGUAUUUGCCUUUAUUUUGAGGAUAACAUUGAUACUGCCCUGCAACAUUUUCAACAAGUACUAAGGUUUGCUCCAGAUCAUGGAAAAGCAAUGUCUUCAUACAAAAAGGCAAAAGCUCUAAAGGUGAAAAAAGAGGAAGGGAAUGAUGCUUACAAAAAUUGCAGAUUCCAAGAGGCUGUAAGGCUUUACACGGAAGCCCUCGAAAUUGAUCCAUUUAACAAGAAAACGAAUGCCAAGUUGUAUUUUAACAGAGCAACCGCCUUGGCUCGUCUUACUAAGACCAAAGAAGCCAUAUCUGACUGCACAGCAGCCUUGAAAUUGGAUGAAGGGUAUUUGAAGGCUUUACUUAGGAGGGCCAAAUGCUAUAUGGAUAUUGGGGAAUAUGAAGAUGCAGUCAGGGACUAUGAGAAGGUGUACAAGUUCGAAAAGAGUAAGGAAAACAAAUGUCUAUUGGAAAAUGCUAAAGCCGCCUUGAAAAGGUCGAAACGCAAAGAUUACUACAAAAUUUUGGGCAUUACGCGAAGUGCAGGAGAUGACGAGAUCAAGAAGGCGUAUAAAAAGCGUGCACUAAUACAUCACCCUGACAGACACGCCAACGCUUCCGAAGAGGAGCGUAAAGAGCAAGAAAAGAAGUUCAAGGAAUUGGGCGAAGCUUACGGAGUGCUUUCGGAUCCGAAGAAAAAAGCUCGAUAUGACAAUGGCCAGGAUAUGGAAGAUUUUGAUGGAGGAGCAGCAGAUAUCGAUCCAAGCCAGGUGUUCCAAACGUUCUUCAAUGGUCAUGGACAAGAGUUCUCAUUCGGGGGCUACCCAGGCACCUUCUCGUUCCAAUUUGGAUAAACUGCCGCCUGAGGGGUCGCCACAUUCCACCGUUUUUAAUUCGUUUACUUGAUCUGUACAUUUUCCCUGCUGUAGUAUUUAUUUUAAGUUAAAUAAAGCUAACUUUUUUUUUAAUUGUGCUAAGUAAUGUUACAAUUUGUAUGUAUGCUCUUGUGGAGCAAGAGUUUCAGUUAACUUGGUAAGGUAAGAGGAGAUUAUAGAGCAGAUUUGGUUGACGUCAGGUUCUAAUUUUUUUCUGGGGUAAAAAUGUAUUGUACAAAGAUGAAGCUAAGCAUGGGCGCCCGCAGGAAUUUUUGUCACGGGAAGGGGGGAUGAUCGGCGAGAGAAUUUUUUGUGAAAGUGUACCUGUAUCAAGGUUUUGAUAAGAGGAGGGUAGCGAAUUUUGUCACGGGGCCAAAUUCAAAAAAUCCUAAAAAUGGUGCACAAUCAUGCUGAAUAUGCAAAUUUCAAGGUCCGAUGGGAUUCUCAGGGGAGACGCCCCCUCCCUCCUAACCAGCUCCCCCCUCCUUUGCUGGCGCACAUGAACCUAUGCAGAAAGUUCAUAGAGAAGCAUAGCAUACUUUUUUACAAUCGUGAAAGUGGUGACAUAUAUUGUCAAUCAGACCUAUAGUUAUAAAAAAUAUUCUGUUUUUGAGAUGGUAAAUUUUUUUAAUCUUCUACACUUUGUUUCUUUUUGUACCCCAAAAUGAUGCUCUAUAUUUUUCUACUGCAUGCCAUAACAGGUUAUCUAAAAAUACAUCUAAGUCAUAGGCUAGUCAGGAGAUGCAGUGAUAUAUCUGAAAUUCAAACGCUUGUCAUAGUUUCUGUCAUUUUGUAUGAUUUUUUUUGUGUUUAAAUUUUUUUCAAUUGCAACUGUUGAAUUCAUGCUUAUUUUGAAGCUAUGGUACUAUGACAAUGCUGAUAGGGCAAUUUUGGUUGGUAUUUGGAGUAAUUGACACUAAAAAUAUGUUUUGAAUAUGCUGGAGAUAUUUUGACGAAAUACGUGAUCUCUUGUUAAUUCAUCACACGUAUGACUUUUGUAUAUAAAAUAUAUGUUGUACCAUAUCAUUGCAUCAUUUGCAAUUAAAGACAGCUCAUACCAUACUGUGUUUAGAACAAUACUUAAUCUAUUCUACAUGAAGAUACCCAAUCUAAAGCUAUAUUCCCACGUCAAAAAAUUAUCCGAGAUGAUAUGAGGAUUUUUCACAGCUGUUUCUCUAUUUGCUAUAUUCAGGGUGAGUUUCUAGUGCGGGCUCGGUCUGUAACUUCAUUUUUACGCAUAGUAUCUAAAAAAGUUAGCUAGAAAAAUUGUAGCCAAUAGUAUGCUCGUAACUUGGAAAAUAUUUUUAUUUCUACAGGGUGAUUCAUAACUAUGUAGUGACCCAAACAUUCAUUUUCUCCCAGAAAAAAAGACAAGCAGCCUUGCGGAAACUUAGAUGAUUUUUCAUUUUAUCUCUGAUAAUUUUUUCGAUGUGGGAAUAUAGCGUCAUGUUGUAUAUCUCUAGGUGGAAUAUAUUGAUCAAUGGCCAGAAUAAUCAUAUACACGAGUCCAAUCCUCCAUCGCUGUUUUGGCCCAGGCAGUAUUAAUAAGCAGUUCAAUACAUAAGUAUCAGUAUGAUCCAUGUAACUGCAAUGUGCAUGUUAAGCAUGAACACAUAACAUCACCCUUGUGUUUCACCUUCAAUCUACAUGUCGUGCCCUAGAAUAAGUUUGUGUUUAAACCCUUCACGAGUAUCCAUUACGUUUUGACGGCAACUGGGGGUGAACAGCUGAUGGGCAAGUGAAUUCUUUGUAAUAGCCUGUAAUGUUGGCAAUAAUGAAUCGGGUGUAAAUGUAGUAAAACUUGCAUAUAGCGUUUUUUUGUAUGCAAAAACACAAUAGAGCUCUGUCUGCCUGGCAUUGACAAAUCCGUCAGAAUUAUGCCUUUUGUCGAUAUGGGAAUUUUGAAAUAUUACUAGACAAUCAGCGGUUAUUUCUACCGUAAUGGAUACUCGUUGACAAUAGUAUUGUAUCACAUGGUUACGUGUUUGACACAAGGGCGGAUUUACAGAGCGCACCCUCUCGCGCUUCCCGCUGUUGAAUUGUCACAAAGGCAUUUGUUCUCAGAAGCGCUACUUGAGCAUGCACUCCCCCCUUCAAUUUCUAAUCGCCCCCUCUCUCUAGAGACAAACAACUUCUCAAAUCAAUGCUGCGCAACCCCCGCCCUUGGUUUGACCUUCCAAGAUCGAGAUAUGUAGAAGGUCAAAAACCUUCAAAUUCGUCGUGACAAAGAACAUACAAUUUUCAGUUCUGUUGGUAUUCAUGGGUGCCUGCACUGGAGGCCCGGGGGCCGUGAACACCACCCCAAGACCACCCCACCCCCCCCCCUGAGAAAUCAAUUGGACUUUGAGAUUUUCAUAUGUAGCAUGAUUUUUUGUACAACUUUGAGGAUUCUUAGGAUUUGGUGUCCCCUGGGAAAAUUUGCUACCCCCUGCUCUUCAAAUAGUUUUGGGGGCAGGCACACUUGCUAAAAGUUAUCUUUUGCUAAUGACAGCCCCCCCUGAGAAAAAUUUCUGCGAGCGCCCAUGUUAGUAUUCGACAAUUUUUGCAUGGAAUAUCACUAUAUAUUUUAGUCAAAAUCACGAAAGAUGACUGUUACGUCAUACCAUAAAUUGUACUGAAGUAAUCAGUGGACGUACGUCGAUGAUUAAAUCACGAGUCAGAAACAUAAUGACAACAAAUUUAUAUUAUGAUUUUUCGAAGUUAGGUUAUUUCACUGAUUAUUUUUAUUUUCAUUUUAUUUCAUGGUUUUGAGUGAUACCUUAAUAAUAAUUUUAGUGGGGAGUUUUUAUUUUGAAAAAACAGUUAUGAGUAGAAUACCUUAAAACAGGAACACCAAAGAUCAAAGUAUUACUCGAAAACAACAUAAACUAACUAUUCAUCUUUCAAAUAUGAUCGAUCAUGCAACAUGAAAACAUCGUCUAUCUUUGUCAGAUACAGUAGACUCUCAACCAUCCGGCCUAAGGUGGCGGGCAGCUAGUCCGGAUAACGAAAAAGCCGAAUUAAUGUCCAAACAUACGCAACUUUAUUAAGCAAAUGUAUUUUAACUCAGAACUUGCAUUUGUACCUAUUAAGGUAUGAGAAAAUGCAUAAUUUGCCACUGUGUUCUCUUCUUCGCUGACAAGUCCCCCACUUAUCGGUUCAAGCUUUUGCUCAAUUGUCCACUUUCUUUCGCUUAUUGCUCAUCAUGACAUAAAUAACUUAUUCAAUUCGCAAACGAAACAACUCGCUUAUUUGUAACGUAUCUAUGCACUAAAUGAAAUACGCAUAUGUACAUAAUUAUGUAUGUACAUACUACAACACGUAAACUCGUUCUAACUCGUAAAAAUUAUGUUUAGCGGCGCCGGGUCCUAGGCGAUCCGGAUAAGCCGAAGUCCGGAUAGCCGCGAGCCGGAUACUUGAGAGUUUACUGUACAUGCAAAUUAGCAAUACAGUUUGUUUAGAGUUUAGACAAUAAAAUUCUAUUUGUCUCUGUCUCACAUCAGAACCUUCAUUAAAUAUGUUCACAAAUCGCUGUCGUAUGUCUUUACCACAGACUAAAAUGAUGACGUAAUCGUCAUCUUUCGUGAUUUCUACACAUCCCAAAACUAUAAUCAAAUUCAAGCGGAUAACCAAAUGAAAAUGGUAUUUACCAUUUUGGGUUGGUAUUUACCGAUCCGUUCAAGCGAGUGUGGUUAUCAGUUUGGUUAUACGAUCCGUGACGUCAUGAAUCAGCUGUUAUAUGUCAUAGUUAUCACCGCAAAAUUGUGAUAUUUACCCAACUCGGGAGUAGUUUUAUAUUUCUGGUUAUUAUUUGAAAUGUGACAAGUUAGAAUUUUGCCGGGUAUUGGAUAUUGUUAUUGUAUUUCAGCUUCAUUUUUGGGAAACUUGAUACAGGCUGACUUCAGUUUUACAAAAGUGGAACAACUUUUUAGUUAUACUCCUUACUGUUGUUGAUGGGGACACUUUAAAUGUAGUUCCUAUGCUUAAAAAAGUAUCCUGUGUAGCCAUAUACCACAAGAAUAUUAAAAUAUGGCCAUAUAAACUCGCUAGAUGAUGUCCACCUGUAUACGGUUUUGAUAAUAUCUUUUUUCAUCAUUUCUGCUGAAACAAUAAAUGUUUUCUUUGACAUGCGGAAAACUUUAGAGAAUUGAAAGUUACCAUAGCUGCAAAGCCAUGGUUCCAUCAUUAAAAAAAAUCUGAAAAAAAGCUACCAUGAAUAUUAUGAAAGGUUUCUUUUUUAAACUUUCCAUACACAGUUGUAGACGAAAAGGCACCGAUUAUUAAGUGAUAAUAAAAGUAAUCAGAGAUUAUAUACGCGCUUUUCUAAAACCGACGCUUUCAAGCGAUUCGUGUAACUGACGUCAUCAACCCGUGUGUCAUCUUGAACCAUAUGAUAACCGCGGCACAUAACACAGAAAUUUUGGUUAUUCGCUUGGAUUUGAUUUAUGUUAACCAAACUGUUUCUUAAAAGUGCACAUUUUUCGGAUAAACCUGUGUAAUACGUUAAUGUAGUAACGGGCAGAAAUAUAUGUAUGGUAUAAAAUUGUCCGCUACUGAAACUGCUAAUAAAUAUUAGUGAUUUUUUACAGUUAUUUUUUCAAACAAGCAAUCUCUAGGUUUACAUUGA